This is a messenger RNA of Didymodactylos carnosus, 1350 nucleotides long. Lineage: Eukaryota; Metazoa; Rotifera; Eurotatoria; Philodinida; Philodinidae. The record is from the annotation of a GenBank genome assembly.
AUGAUACAAAAGUAUUUAUUUCCCAUAUUAUUGUUAUGUUUACAAACUAUUUUUAUUAUCCUAUUGGGUCUUCAUGCUGACUAUGGAUAUGCUCCGUUAGAUCCACGAAAUAUCACCUUACCACAAGUGACGGAUACUGCACCCAGUCGUGGUAUCGUCGAAUACUACUAUUCUAUGUUUCAAGACAUUCAUGUGAUGAUGUUUAUUGGUUUUGGUUUUCUAAUGACAUUUUUGAGAAAAUAUAGUUUUUCAUCUGUUGGAUUUAAUUUUAUUUUAUGUGCAUUUGUUCUUGAAUGGGCCAUUAUCAUCAGAGGUUAUGUUUACGAUUGGAAUUCGACAACAAAGUCAUUUAUUGUUGACGUUCAAAGUAUGAUUGUUGCGGAUUUUGUAUCAGCAUCGGUACUCAUAUCAAUGGGAGCCGUUUUAGGCAAAUUAAAUCCUGCUCAGUUGAUUGUAAUGGGAGGAAUUGAAGUUGUUAUCCAAACAAUAAAUGAAUGGAUUGGUUCUCAACGAUUUUGUGCAUUUGAUGGGGGAGAAUCAAUCUUUGUUCAUGUUUUUGGCGCUUAUUUCGGUAUUACAGUGGCAUUUAUGUUGUAUAAAGAAGAUAUUCUUGGAUCAACAAAAGAAAAUUCAAGUUAUCACUCAGAUGUAUUCAGUAUGAUAGGAACAAUAUUUUUAUUUGUUUUUUGGCCAUCUUUCAAUGCUGGUUUAGCCUUUGGCCCAAAUCGUUUGCGAGCGGUGGUGAAUACUUAUAUUUCUAUUUGUGCAUCAGUGGUAUCCACAUUCAUUUGCUCAAGUAUUCUUGGUAAAGGAAAACUUGACAUGGUCCAUAUUCAAAAUGCAACUUUGGCAGGCGGAGUGGCUGUUGGAACUCUGUCAAGCAAAAUAAUCGGACUUUGGGGUGCCAUGGUCAUUGGAACACUCGCCGGUGUCCUUUCUGUAAUAGGUUUUCACAUGUUACUUCCAUUACUGAAACGCAUUCGUCUCCAUGACACUUGUGGGGUAAAUAAUCUCCACGGUAUGCCGGGCAUUCUUGCCGGUAUUAGCGGUAUUGUUCUUGCAUUCAUUCCAUCUAAAUCAUUGUACAAAGAAGAGCUUUCUUACAAUUGUCUUACGGGAAUGAAUCGUUCUGCCGCCGUUCAGGCAGGGUAUCAAACAGCUGCUCUUAUUUUAACAUUAGCAAUGGCUAUUUCUAGUGGAGCGGUGACGGGUAUUCUCCUUCGAUUGCCGAUAUUUGAAAAACCCCAGUUAGAAACAUAUUUUGAUGACGAAUUAAACUGGCAUACACCUGAGGAUUUUACUCCUGAACGAAAUUAUGGCAUAAAUGUCGAACAAGAACUUCAUGCAUAA